Messenger RNA from Monodelphis domestica (gray short-tailed opossum), 2781 nucleotides. RefSeq names its product arylsulfatase F (gene ARSF). The record is from RefSeq and is a predicted model, not a curated record. Gene Ontology annotation, molecular function: arylsulfatase activity. Lineage: Eukaryota; Metazoa; Chordata; Mammalia; Didelphimorphia; Didelphidae.
CAUCUUGCUUCAGAGAGGUUCUAGUUCCUUAAAUUGCAGUACUAUAGUUUCACAACAUGCUCUCAACAGGGCUGGCUAUAACUGGAAACUUAUAUCAAGUAGGAAUUCCUAAAUUCCUUCACAGAUAAGGAUCUCCUAAGAUGUGGCUACUUCCUCAUCUCAACAGUUGGAUUUGAAGACCUCUACUAUUGUCUCUAAAUAUAUGAGCCUAAGAUGGGUGAUAUGACUCUAUCAUAUUGAUCUGUAAUCAUUCCUAAGUCAGAAUCAAGACUUGCUCCGUACGGUAUUCAUUUACAGUUCCUGAUCUAGUAAACAUUAAACAGGUGGUUACCCUUUCCUGAGAAGAAAAAUAAUAUAUGUAGACAAAAAACUGAAGAUACAUGAUGGAGCACUGGAGCUCCCUGAUCAUUCUAUCCCUGGUUGGUGUAUUGUUGCAAGUAUGUGAAUUAACAUCUGUACCUGAUUCCAGGCCAAAUGUGCUAUUGAUAAUGGCUGAUGAUUUGGGGAUUGGUGACCUUGGUUGCUUUGGCAAUGUUACACUUAGGACUCCUAAUAUUGACCGCCUCUGCAAAGAAGGUGUAAAACUCACUCAGCAUAUUUCUGCAGAGGCGUUGUGUACCCCCAGCAGAUCAGCCUUUCUCACAGGCAGAUACCCAGUCCGCACAGGGAUGGUGUCUAGAGAAGUCUACCGUCGUCAUUAUGUCUUCAAUUCACUUGGUGUAAAAGGAGGUCUCCCUCUGAAUGAAACUACAUUCGCAGCCACCCUAAAAAAGCAAGGUUAUAGCACAGCACUAAUAGGUAAAUGGCAUCAAGGUUUAAACUGUAAAUACCGAAAUGAUUACUGCCAUCAUCCUAACCACUAUGGCUUUGACUAUUUCUAUGGCAUGCCACACACACUCACUGGCUCUUGUUGGCCAGAUCCUUCCCUUCCCACUGAAUUAGCCAUAGAAAGUAAACUUUGGUUCUGCAUGGAGCUAAUCAUCAUUGCUGUGCUUACGCUGACUGUGGGAAAACUAAUUAGGUUGUUCUCCAUACCCUGGUGGAUUAUUAUCGGCAUUAUCUUAUUUGGCUUCUAUAUGGCCUUUUCUUGGUUCUCCAGUCUUCAGAUAUCUAUAUAUUGGGAUUGUAUUCUCAUGAGGCAACAAGAAAUAACAGAACAGCCUAUGAAGGCAGAAAGAAGUGGCUCAAUUAUGCUGAAGGAGGCAGUUUCUUUUAUUGAAAGAAACAAAGAUAGACCUUUCCUCCUAUUUUAUUCUUUUUUACAUGUCCAUAUACCUCUUCCCACAACAAAUGAGUUUUUUGGAAGAAGCAAGCAUAGUCUUUAUGGAGACAAUGUAGAAGAGAUGGAUUUUUUUGUAGGAAAACUUCUUGAUGCUCUUGAUGCAAAAGAUUUGAAAAACAACACAAUUGUCUACUUUGCCUCAGACCAUGGAGGGCAUCUGGAGAUCAUGAAAGGAAACAUCCAUUUAGGUGGUUUCAAUGGGAUAUAUAGAGGUGGAAAAGGAAUGGCAGGAUGGGAAGGUGGAAUUCGAGUCCCAGGGAUUGUUAGAUGGCCAGGAAUAUUGCCAGCUGGAAAAGUUAUUGAGGAACCUACAAGUCUGAUGGAUAUUUUCCCAACUCUAACUGCACUAGUAGGAGCAACUUUACCUCAGGAUAGGGUGAUUGAUGGCCGGGAUCUAAUGCCUUUAUUGAAGGGAGAAGUUGAACACUCAGAGCAUGAAUUCAUGUACCACUACUGUGGUGUAUUUUUACAUGCUGUACGGUGGCAUCCAAGGAACAGUAGCACAGUUUGGAAGGUUCAUUAUAUGACUCCAGUUUUCAAUCCUGAAGGAGCAAUAGGUUGCUUUGAUAUAUUAUAUUGUCCAUGUACUGGGGAAAAUGUCAUUCAUCAUGAUCCACCUUUGUUGUUUGAGCUCUCAAGGGAUCCUUCUGAAUCUAACCCCCUUUCCCCAGCUGAUGAACCCCAAUAUAAUUCAGUAAUAAGGAUAGUCGCAAAUGCAGUGGAGCAGCAUCAAAAGACCAUCAAAAUUGUCCCAGAGCAACUUACUUUGUAUAAUGAUAAUAUAGUAGGACUGAGGCCAUGCUGUGGUGUUUUUCCAUUUUGUUUUUGUGAUAAGGAAACUGAAAAUUCAACUAUAAAAUUGUAACCAAAAUAUAAGAAGAUUUUUUUCCAUUAAAAACUGCUUAUUUCCCAAUUUUAAUGACCAAUGAUUAGACUAGUCUUUAAGUAAAGUUAUGGCCUAGUCAAUAGCUUUAAUAUUCAGGAACAUGAUACCAUCUCCAAUUUGGGUUCAGAGAACUGCUGGGUUCAAAUUUCAGGGUUUCUACUUACUACCUAUAUGGUCUCAGUCAUGGGUCUUAACCUCUCAGAGGCUCAAUUUCCAUACCUAUAAAAAUGAACAGAUUAAUUUUCUUGUUUUCUAAGAGCUGUGAUAGCUUGAGCAAAGUAAUAUGGGAAGAAGAGAAGGAUUAUAAUCAAAUAAGCAAUAACUCUUGAGUCAGAAAACUUGGAUUUAUAUACUGCCUCUGGUGCUUACUGCUUAUGUGAUAAUGAGAAAGAUAUGAAAUAUGCCUGGGUCUGAUUUCUCAUUUCUAAAAUUAGGGGAUUGGGAUGGUAUCUGAGGUUCUCUUUUUUAUUUCUCAAUCUAUGAUGAUGCUUUUGGAGAUUAAAUUCUUUCAGAUGUAUAAUGAGGAAGUUGAAAAGAUAAUUUCUUUGUGGCCCCUUCCAUUUAAUUCCAAUCCAUGAAAUAAAAAUAUAAAAUGUUUCUUCAUUUAACCUCA